Molecule: messenger RNA, 1092 nt
Organism: Cercopithifilaria johnstoni
Lineage: Eukaryota; Metazoa; Nematoda; Chromadorea; Rhabditida; Onchocercidae
Source: the annotation of a GenBank genome assembly
AUGACUUCGAAGCUAACAGACUCCUUUAGAAGUUUGCGCUUGAUUCCAGUACCAUUUGGUGAAUACCAGGGAAAUAAUCCCGACACUCCUCCUAUUAUGAUUAAUUUUCGCUCACCGGAUUUAUGGCGAACUCUACCAAUAGAAUUUACGGAUAAUGAAGGGCGCUUAUUCACUGAUCGUGCAACCAUAUGCAAGCUUUCUAAAGUCUGCGCCGAUAAAGUUGAAAAUCUUGAAAAGGCGGGACAGGAACUUGUCAUUCGAUUGAAUGAUAUAACCUGUGAUGCUAUGGAACGUGUGCUUUUUGCUAUUUGUCCUACGAUAUAUGGACAGUAUCCAGUUCCUCCAACAGUUUUCGAUGUUGGUAUUAUCUGUCCAGUUGCUUGCUCUCUGCAAAUGGAUAUGGUUAUCAAGAUGUGUGAGAAGGUUCUGGAAAACGACAUACAUCCGAAACUUACGCCGAUUGACUUACUUAUCAAUUCCUUCAGUACGGCUUACAAAUGUCAACUGAAGUCAACAUUGCAAGCGAAACUAUUCAUCAAAAUUCUGAAAUGUGAGUACUGGAAAUUAAAAUACUCAUUGAUUCGCAAUAUUGAAUCACCCUGUCUGCGCAUUUUUUUGUGGAACUUCAGAGAAAUGAGUCGCAGUAUCAUACAUUCGAAAAAAACGCUCAGAGGAAAAUGUUAUGUGAGAAGUAGAAAAUCCUGGGUAGGCGAAGGUUUAGAUCCACCAACGAAAGAAUUGCUCCGACUUUGCAUCUACAACGAAUUACUUUUUUCACAUGUCACAAUAACUGUACAAACAAAAAUUUACAAAGCUACUUGUGAUCAAUGUGAGGAGAAUACUGCAUACAUUACGCGUGUGGAUGGCUACCAUAUAAGAACCGCCCCAAAAAAACUCUUUCUAUGCCAACAGUGCAAUAAAGCAUUGUGCUCGAAUUGUGAGGCUACAUUUUGUGUUGUGAAAUUGAUUGAAUUUCUGGAAGAUGUUCAUAGGGCUGAAAAAUCUCCAGAUAUAUUGAAAAUGCUUAAUACUCUUGUUGUACUGAAUUCUCCCGAUCAUGAUGUUGCUAGGGCCUUAGUAAAUAUUCAUUAA